Pararge aegeria (speckled wood butterfly) is the source of this 2655-nucleotide messenger RNA. RefSeq lists its product as uncharacterized. NCBI's taxonomy places the organism in Eukaryota, Metazoa, Arthropoda, Insecta, Lepidoptera, Nymphalidae. The coding region runs from base 1683 to 2555 and encodes 290 amino acids. The record is from RefSeq and is a predicted model, not a curated record. The transcript is spliced from 3 exons.
CAGACGAGUAACGUUACUAAGUAAAGGUGCUUGUGAUAACAUUUUACUGCAAUUGCAGCGCAAACAAAAUGAAUUUUUAUUAUUUCAACUUGCUUAUCAUGUUGGCUGCCGUUAUUUUCGUCGGAUUAAAAGAAAUCGAAGCUGCGCAAAAGACACGACAUCCGUGUCGACUCGACUGCACUAGUUAUUGUCACACAAAAGGCAAGCCCUUCGGAAAAUGCUGCCGAGGGAAAUGCUAUUGUUGAUCUUCGGAGCACCAUCAUCAAACUUACUUUGGAAUGGAAUAAACAAAUAGAACUCUGUUACUGACUUUACAAUAUACUUUAAGGAGCCGAAUAGGUACGCCGUAACCUAAAGAGUUUGGUAAACGUAAACUGUACAAAUUCCGUGGAUAUAUUUUUGGGGCGUGACGUUAAUAAAAUGAUUUUCUGUAUUAGGUACUUCAUAUCUUCGUCAAAACUUAAAUCGAUUUCGACAAUUAUUUUUUAAUCUAUUUCAAUAUUUAUUUUUAAUUAAUUUCGACAAUUAUUACUACUUUAUCGAUUACGAUAUUUCGUCUUUCAUCUAAAACUACUGCCUAAUUGGUCCUGUUGGACGGUGAAAUUCUGGUGCAAUUGUAUGUUCGCGGAUGCUAGACAAACUCAGGCAGAAGGAUUUACAAUUUACCGUAUUACAAACCUUCACGAUUUAAAAAUAAUAUUGCUAUAAGAGAUUUUCCCCAGGUCCCCAGGUGUCCUGCUUUGGAAAAGGCAUGUCUUUCUGUCGCCGUCCCUAAGAAUUGAUGUGGAUAGUGAGAUCUUUGAAGAUUACUAUAUUCCAUACGGGACAAAUCACUUGCAAUCAAUGCUUAGUGUUAAUUUUAUAAAAAACUUCAGCAUCUUUAAAAAUUGGAAAUUAACAAUCACCACUUGCAAUCUUCACUUAAUGUUAAUCUUAUAAAAAAUCUUCAGCAUCUCUUAAAAUUGGAAUUUCAACAAUCUCAAGCUUACUUAGAGUAACAAAGUAAAAACAUUACCUAGGAAUUCACGUUAUGCUGCAUUAUCUAAUCAACUUAUUCACGUGUAUUAAUAUUUGAAAUUAUUGUACUGACACUAUUUCAUCGUCAUCAUGAUGAUGAUGAAAUUAAGCAAUAGAGAUUCACUGUUGGAUAUUUGUCUCUCCUUCUCCGUUAUUGGCGUCCACGACAACGUCCAUCAGUUCUCCAAACUAUAUGCCCCACCCAUUGCCACUAUAGCUUUGCAAAUACUUGAAAUAUGUCGGUAUCUCUUGUUCUUCUACAGAUUCAUCUUAAUUAUUGAUUCUCAUUACUAAUUUGAUCACCUAGAGAUACUCCGCGCAUAGCGCUCUCCAUCGCCCGCUGGGUGACUCUGAGUAUUCUUAUGAGACCCACAGUCGGUGACCAUGUUUCGGAGUCAUAAGUUAUCAUUGGCAAAUUUGCACUGUUCGAAGACUUUGGUCGUUGGAAUUACAUGAACAUAUUUGAAAUAGUUUCAUAAAUAUCUACUUGUACAAAUAUGUGUCAAGUGAGCCACUCGGACGUACAGGUCGCUGAUUCAGACGUCUUAUCUAUGAGAACAUCCCCGAGCCAGUGGUUUUACAGCCGCUAUUCAGUUUACGCAAACUCUCUUUCUUUAUAAAGCGAAUCUUACUUUUGAUAAGGCAUUCGUGGGAGUUCCUUCAGCAUGUCCGGAAAUAUUUUAUUGCUUACUUUAUUAACAGUUCCGAUUACAAAGCUGAUUGUUUGGUGUAAAGAUGACCCGCAGAUUAGUGAAAUUUUUUCCCCAUCGAACGAGACAUCUUUUACGGCCUAUACGAAAGGCGUCGAUCUGGGCAUAAUCAAUAUUGACAAAUACCCACUGGAAGCGUUCCAGAGGGACGAAAAAAACAUUUUUCGCAACCUCUACGCAGAAUAUAUCUCUAUGAACGAAACACUGCCGAUAAACUACGAGGAAUGGCUCAUAAUGAACAACUUUGGUAUACUACCCGAUACCCAGGAAUCUCUGUAUCAGAGGAAAAUAAACAAGCGUAGUGUUGCAGAAAACAAGCGACGUUUUAUCAAUACUGUGAGAAAAGGGGAUAUUCUUAUAACGGGACGUGGUAUAGGCGGGUUGGUAGGUCACGCUGCGAUUAUGACCACAAAUAACUGGGUGCUCGAAAUGAGGGGUGGUGCCGGCUGGCAAAACGGGAUAAAGGAUAACAAUAGACAGGUCAAAAAGGACAAGUGGUUCGACGAUCACAGCUCUGAUUGGACCACCGUGUAUCGAUGCAAAGAUGGCAGCGCAGCAAAUGGUGCCGCUGUAUGGGCUGAUCACACAUACUACAACCCAAGCGGUGGUUUGAAGAAAACUAAGCACAUUACCUAUAUAAUAACUUCAGACGUAUGGUCCACGAAUCCGAGCUACUGUUCCAAGCUUGUGAUACAGGCGUACUAUUUUGGUACGGGAAAAAAGAAGGUUGUAAAAAACCUAUCUCUGAUUGAUCGAGUUAUUGUACCCACUUCUAUUCCGAACUACUUCCUCAGUCCAUACACGCUGGUGAACAAAGGAAAAUACUGAAGUUCCAGAAUAUGUAUACUUACUGCAGAUUCACAAUAUAUUUAUAAUAAUAUAGUAUUCGUAAGAGAACCUAUUAGUCUAUAUAAAAAACACCUACCUA